AUGCAAACCAUUUUACCAUUUACUGGUCGCCCCGGGGACUGUUUGAGCGUUGGCCCAUCCCAAGGCCUUGUCUACACCAUCGACGACGAUAUCGUGAUCAAGGUGCCAUUUCAAUAUCCCAUCUCCCAAAAUCUGGAUUCACACCUGUUAGACCUCUCACUCAAAAGCUUCCGGUGUACGCCGUGCUACAAACCCAUCCGCAUCCCAACAUCGUACGACGGCUGGAAAGUGACCAACUUGAUUGUCUCUUCUUGGAGCGGCUUUACACCACUAGAAGCGGCAUGGCCUCACUCAACUGAAUCGGACCGAAGACGAUGGGCCCUGGAGCUGCUCGGCGCAAUCAGCUGGCUCGAGGGGCAUGGCUGGGCGAAUGGCGACCUUGCAGUACGGAACCUGGGCGUCGAUACCACAAACCGCUUAAAGGUCUUUGACUUUGGAUCCUCCAUCAAUAAUUCUCAUCCGGAUUACGCAAACGACAUUGUCAGGGACCAUUUCGACCUGGCGACAUGCUUGAAUUACAUCCUUUCGGGCAUCGAUCCAUUCGCAACUGCACGUUCAUACAGAGAUGUCAAGAAGAUCCGAACAGAGCUGAUGGAAGGUCGCGGUAGCGUUGGGCAAGGCGCUGAGGUACUGGCUGGUAUUAUUCAAGGUGGCUGGACCGGGCGGGGUUCAUCUACAGGCUUCCGUCAACUUUUAGAGCAAGCCUCUGACAUCUUUGGUCCUCUUACCGGCAACAUUUUGCCAGAACAUCAAGAAGGUCAUUAUGAACGCCUCGAAUCUCGUUGCAGGGAUUGGCUCCGCAAGUCGUCCAGGAAUGAGCACUGGAAAGAUGUCGAUGGGUACCUUCUGUCUUGUAAAUCUGCGGGACAUGAAGCAGACUUGGAGAUCUGGCGUUAA
This is a messenger RNA of Clonostachys rhizophaga, 897 nucleotides long. The record is from the annotation of a GenBank genome assembly. Lineage: Eukaryota; Fungi; Ascomycota; Sordariomycetes; Hypocreales; Bionectriaceae.